Molecule: messenger RNA, 3162 nt
Organism: Botrytis sinoallii
Lineage: Eukaryota; Fungi; Ascomycota; Leotiomycetes; Helotiales; Sclerotiniaceae
Exons: 3
Coding region: 1-3162 (1053 amino acids)
Source: RefSeq, a predicted model, not a curated record
AUGUCAAACUCUCCUUCAAGAAGGCCUUUGCAUACAAGAUCAGAUUCAGAGACGAAUCGCUCAGCAGCGGUCCGAUUGGUUCCGCCCGAACCCCCUCAAUUUUUAAGACAAUUGGAGGAUGAUGAAGGAGAACAAGCGAAUGACUAUUAUCAUGAGAAUGAUCCCAUUAAUAAGAAUGAUGAUGAUGACAAAAUUUAUUCACGAUCUCCUCUUCCCACCCAGUCAGCUCAUAUUCUCUCUCCUGGUCAUUCUAUUGGCAAAGGUCAAUAUUUCUAUGGUAGGCAAGGUUCCAGCCCCGAUUCAGCCGAGUUUCACCAGAUGCCCAAAACGCAACCACUGCCAGCCACUCCUAGAGGCACGUCCACCGCAACGCAUAACACGCCGCAAAUUACUACUCCUGCGACACGAUCCUCAACGAGGCCCAGACCCCAGUCAAGAAAGCGUCUUGUUGUCAAGGUUGGGGACGGAAAGACAUUUUCCCUCGUACCCCAAGAUGAACCACUACCCAACGACGACGGUACCUCACAGUCUUUAUCCACUAAAACAUCAUCGUCUUCUGUACAAGAUUUGGAUCAUUCUAUCACCUCAUGCACCAAUACCGACUCCACAUACACAGCCGCACCUAGUGAGGCAACACCUAGGAAGUCGAUAUCUGCAGAUCAUAUAAGCUGUUCGUCCUCGGAGUUCUCGAUUGUGGGUGGUGUUCGAAAAGUUCCCAAGACACCAGAAAAGGGAAAAGGUCCAGCGUUCGAUUAUCCUCUUCCUCCUUUGCCAGAAACUUCAGACGGACCAGAGCCCCGCUUCCACGAUCUUUCUGCAAAACCAUCAUUCAUUUCAACAACCUCAACUGCAAGCGAGGGCACUAAUUGGAAAGUUUACAGUCAUAUUCCAGAAUCGCCGACUUAUGAAUCUGUCCUUACUGCAACUCCCACUCAACCUAAUUUUGAAGUUCUCGACGGUCAAUCCGUUCUUGAACAGUCCACUCCUUCAACAACUAUCUAUCGGCCGCGCAAAGCGUCAAUUCAAGAGUCAAUCCAGGAGUCAAUUCAAGAGUCAGUUCAAGAGUCAAUUCAAGAAUCAGUUCAAGAAUCAAUUCAAGAGUCAGUUCAGGAGUCAGUUCAGGAAUCAGUUCAAGAAUCGAUCCCGGAAUCAAAUCAAGAAUCUACAGGGACUGUAAUUCACCGACCCCAAACAUCUCAAACGUCAUCUGCGAGCACAUCGGAUAAUUCUAAUUACCAAAUUCACGAAGAAUCUGUCUCUGGCUCAGUCAUCUAUAGGCCACAGCAUCGACCCCAGCUAUCCACAAGCACUUCCGGCUAUUCGACUUCGAAUUAUCCCAACUCGAACUAUCAAAUACAUGAACCAGACACUCCAACUUCAGUAGUCUUCAGACCUUCACAUAGACCUCAGUUAUCUACAAGCACAACUGGUGAUAAUACUAAUUACGAAAUUCAUCGUGGCCGUACCCGAGAACGCUCUGAAUCAAUUGCCGAUUCCUUUCUUGCAGCAUCAUUUUCUAGUGGCUCCAAUUACCGAGUACAUCAACACUCUGAUAUAGAUUCGAAUUCAUCAGUUGUCCAUAGACCUCGAGCUCGAGCAGCAACCACUUCUUCCAGCGAACACGAAAAUUACGUGUUCCACGAGGACCUUUCCAGAUCCAUAUCUCUUUCGAGUGGUCAGGGCCCAGCACCUAAGUAUUCUCAAGAAUCUCUUCGUAUUCCUGCCCUCAGAACAAAAAAGAGGUCGAACGACAAUUUUGGCUACUACAAGUCAAGAUCGCGAGAGACAUUGAAGUCGAGAUCAAAUCACUCGCUUCGAAGUGCAGCACACAGUCGAGCUAAUUCGCUAGCGUCGUUAUCAACAAUUCACACACAACCCGACGCACAACGAGCAAUCGUGGCGAGCGGAUCAUUAGUUAAUUUAUCCGCUCACGCUCAACUCCAAAAGCCAAAAGGAUUGAGUUCAUGGGCAGAGUUGCCGAGCCCCACGAGUCCCCAUAUGAUCGAGACUCCGCAUCAAUGGAGCUCACAGCUAUCCACUGUGCUCUCCGUAUCCGAGGGAACCGGCACCGAACGCGGUUCGCAAGCUUGGUCCGACAGUAUGGGAAGAAGGAGUGUAUUCGGUCUACCCAGUCGCGGCAGUCGCAAUGUUCUCAGUAUCAGUUCGUCACACGGAAUCGAAGAUGCCUUGUCAAGAUCGAGAAGCGAAUCUGUGGAUCCUCCACGUCCAGCUUGGACACGCAGUGGUCGAGGUCUCAGCAGCUCAUCUAUCCCUGUUAUAGGUGAUCAAGAUGAAUAUGGUGACGGAAUCACCGCCAUGCAAGAUCUGCGCACUCGUCCAUCCAGAAAUAGAUUAUCCGGCAUGUUCAAUGCUGGAGCAUCUGAUACUUCCCGCACACACACCAUGCGCUCCUCAAUAAGUACCCGCUCCAAUAGUUUUCUCGCAAACUCAAUCCCAACGUGGGCAAGACUUUACUAUGGAAGUGGAGAGCGUCGCUAUCUAGGCUACAGACCCGAGAGUUCCAGCGGCGGAAACCCAAGUCGCAAUGGCUCAUUCAGUUGUGGAAGUGGCUCCCCCAAUACAGAAAACUUCCCAGAUGAAUUAUAUAGUCCCCGUCGUCGACCACGAGAAGGCCAUCCACACAUGCGAGGUUUCUCCCAACAAUCUAUGGAAAUCACACCUGUACCCACCGCAGCCCAAGGCAAUGGCGCUCUCAGAACCUGGUCUCUCAUUUCCAGCGUCUGGUCUCCACAUCUCCGUACCGAUCGCCGAGCCGCUCGUCAAUCUCUCUGGGAACCCCCGCAAAUCAACUUCUCAACCGAGGGCGGUUUUUUCGGCCGUCGUAACAUCCAAGUCGUUCUCUUCAUCACUGGAUUUCUUCUUCCUUUCACCUGGAUGAUCGCCGCUUUUCUCCCUCUCCCCACGAAGCCCGUCCAAGAGAUGCGCGAACGCAAAGAUAGUACCGGACACCUCACACAAGCGCGGGAUCUAGAAAGUCGCGGCAACAAUGAUUAUGUCAAGGAAUUUGGCCCGUUGGAUGAGGCACGUUAUGAGAGUGCCAGGUGGUGGAGGACUCUGAAUCGUUGGAUGAGUGUGGUGGGAUUAUUGAUUAUUGCUGCUAUUAUCAUCCUCGCUGUCAUUGGUACCCGAGAGGGAUGGUAA